CCCGAAAUCGUGCACAAGCCGGUCCCGUGCACGAGCCGGUCGCUGACGUUAAACAUCACGUGAACUCGCGUCGGUCAUCGACGCGCCACCUGCACCUGAGCGGAUCGCGAUUCUGCCUGCUCUCCCUUCCUCCCCCCCAUCCACCAUCUACUUCAGCUGGACAAACCACCUUUGCGCUAUUCCAAUCCGAUAUCAUGCCGCAAGACGUCGACAUGGCAGACGAGGACGCUGUCAGGGAGGAGCGCCUCAUGUACGGCGAGGAUGUUGAAGAGCUUGACUCCAAGUACCCCAAUCGCCCGCACAACCGUCACAAGACGCUCCCCUUCCAUUCGCUAUUCACCGAGCUCUUCAACCCUAUGCUGGAAUCCUCCAAGAAGAAUCGACCGGCAGCCGCGCGGAGAAAGCAGGGCCCCCACGGACACUCUAACCUCUCCCCUCACGAAGCCCGCCGGAACAUCAUAGAGCGCUUCAUUGCAAACUGGCGAAAGAAGGUCGGCAACGACUUCUACCCUGCUAUGCGACUGAUAAUCCCGGAAAAGGACCGCGAUCGCGCCAUGUAUGGCCUCAAAGAGAAGGCCAUUGCCAAGCUACUGAUUCGAGUAACCAAAAUCAAUAAGGAUUCCGACGAUGCAAAGAGCAUGGUCAAUUGGAAGCUUCCCGGGCAGCUACGCCAAGCCUCAUUAACCACAGCCGGAGAUUUCGCUGGCCGAUGCUACGAGGUCCUGUCCAAAAGACCACUGAAAACGGAGGUGGGAGACAUGAGUAUCGCUGAGGUGAAUCAAAUGUUGGACCAGCUGUCUCAGACUGGGUCUGAGGAGCAGCAGUACGGCAUUUUCCGCAGGUUCUAUCGGCGCAUGAACCCUGAAGAGCUGACCUGGUUGAUUCGCAUCAUUCUGCGUCAGAUGAAGAUUGGCGCUACUGAGAAGACAUUCCUCGAUAUAUGGCACCCGGAUGCAGAGGCCCUUUUCAACAUCUCCUCGAACCUACGCCGAGUCUGCUGGGAGCUCUAUGAUCGAAAGGUUCGGUUGGAAGGCGAGGAGACCGGCAUUACCCUCAUGCAAUGUUUCCAGCCGCAGUUGGCUGCGUUUCAGAACAAGAUUGGCACCAUCGACAAGAUGGUUGCGAAGCUCCAGAGCCCAGACGACGACUCCUUCUGGAUUGAGGAGAAGUUGGAUGGAGAGCGAAUGCAGCUUCACAUGAUCGAGGAUCCAAGUGCUCCUGGAGGUAAACUUUUUGGAUUCUGGUCCCGCAAGGCCAAAGACUACGCAUAUCUAUACGGAAAGCAUCUAGAGGGCGCUGAGGCAGGCGCCCUAACCCGGUUCAUAGCCGACGCCUUCCAUCCUAAUGUGCACAACAUCAUCCUUGAUGGCGAGAUGAUUACAUGGGAUAUGGAUGUUGACCGUAUCGUAGGGUUCGGGACCUUGAAGACGGCAGCCAUUUCUGAGAAAGAAAAUGUCACAGGGACCAAUACUGGGCAACGCCCGCUCUUCCGCGUCUUCGAUUGUCUCUAUCUCAACGACAAGGUCCUCACACCCUUCACCCUGCGGGACCGCCGUAACGCCCUACAAACUGCCGUCAAAGGUGUCCAUCGACGAUUGGAGAUCCAUCCGUACAUCGAAGCGCAUGCUCACACGGAAGUCGAGCCUGAGUUGCGCAAAGUCGUUGCCGACGCAUCUGAAGGUCUUGUCCUGAAGAAUCCUCGCUCGAGCUAUCGUCUCAACGAACGCAAUGAAGAUUGGGCAAAAGUGAAGCCCGAAUACAUGAGCGAAUUUGGUGAAUCCCUGGAUUGUGUCGUCAUUGGCGGAUACUUCGGUUCAGGCCACCGUGGCGGCGCGCACUCAAGUUUCCUCUGCGGCCUCCUCGUAAACAAAAAUGCAAAAGAAGAUGACCCAGAGUAUGAGAAAUGUUACUCCUUCUUCAAGGUUGGCGGCGGAUUCAGUCGAGAAGAUUAUGCGGCGAUCCGGGGCCGCACACAGGGCAAAUGGAAGGACUGGGAUACGAAGCGACCUCCAGCCAUUAUCGAGUUAGGCGGGCAUACUGAGAAUCGUCAGUAUGAGAGGCCCGACCAGUGGAUUCGACCGAGCGAUUCAGUGGUGCUAGAAUGCAAGGCCGCCAGUGUAGAGGCAAGCGACAAAUUCAGAAUGAGCAUCACCUUGCGUUUUCCUCGUUUUAAGCAACUGCGAACCGAUAAACGAUGGUCUGAUGCCUUGUCCAUAUCUGAGUUCAUGGAGCUGAAAGAUACUGCUGAGCGGGAGCACACGGAGAAAGAGAAGGAGUUCAAGGUUGAACAACGCCGCAAAAAGGCUCGCACCUCGAGAAAGAAACCCCUUGUCGUUGUUGGCUUGGACGCUAAGUUCGGGACCCCUUAUGCGGGGCCUCAGGGUUCACUUUUCGAAGGUUUGAGUUUCUACAUCAUGACAGAGCAAGUCCAACCAAACAGGAUGACAAAAGCGGAACUAGAAUCGCUCGUCAAAUCCCAUGGUGGUAAGGUUGUGCAGCGAGGGUCAGCAGAUGAGAACCUCAUCAUCGUGGCGGAUAAAUGCCUUGUAAAGGUUUCCUCACUUGAAAAACGCGGUACUCAAAACAUCGUCAGGCCCAUUUGGAUUCAAGAUUGUAUCCGGCAGUCAGAAGCGGAUGCGAGCCCUGUGCCGUUCAUACUCCCAUUUGAAGCAAACAGACACAUGUUUUACCUUCUGGAAGCGGAUCAAGAGAAGUACGAAAAUAAUGUUGACGAGUACGGAGAUUCGUACGCGAGGGACAUCGAAGAUGUUGCCGAGCUACGAACCUUAUUCAAACAUAUAGAGGUGGCAAGAGUCGUGGAGAAGCAGAAAUUCGACCGGGACGAGUUCCUCAAACAGCUGGAGGACCACGGAUCCUCGGUCUUUGAGCUAAAGAACUGCAUGUUUUCCAAUAUGCGGGUGUAUUUUGCACCUGGGGAUGAUCUUGACCAGGAUUGGGUCGUGAAAUCAAGGAUAGGACAGAACUAUAUCAGGUUUGCGGGCGGUAUAGUUGCCGCGAAGGAAAAAGGUGCUACGCAUGUUGUGGUUCCACAAGGGGAGGCUUCAAAGGCCAAACACGAAGAGGUGCAAGUCGGUGGGCUGGCUAGGACGGUUGGGCUUGGCUGGAUCGAGAGAUGUUGGCAGGAAGGGACGAGGGUUGAUGAAGAAAGAUUCCAAUGGGGAUAG
Messenger RNA from Westerdykella ornata, 3185 nucleotides. Its product is annotated as DNA ligase-like protein. The transcript has a single exon. Gene Ontology annotation, cellular component: DNA ligase IV complex. The record is from RefSeq and is a predicted model, not a curated record. NCBI's taxonomy places the organism in Eukaryota, Fungi, Ascomycota, Dothideomycetes, Pleosporales, Sporormiaceae. Gene Ontology annotation, biological process: nucleotide-excision repair, DNA gap filling; double-strand break repair via nonhomologous end joining; DNA recombination. Gene Ontology annotation, molecular function: DNA binding; DNA ligase (ATP) activity; ATP binding. The coding region runs from base 195 to 3185 and encodes 996 amino acids.